AUGUAUGCCAAAGGGAAAGGAUCCACUGUCCCCUCUGAUAGCCAGGCAAGGGAAAAAUUAGCUUUAUAUGUGUAUGAAUAUUUACUGCAUGUAGGAGCCCAGAAAUCUGCACAGACGUUUCUGUCAGAGAUACGAUGGGAGAAAAAUAUCACUUUAGGCGAGCCUCCUGGGUUUUUACACUCUUGGUGGUGCGUAUUUUGGGAUUUGUACUGUGCAGCACCUGAUAGGCGAGAGACCUGUGAACACUCUAGUGAAGCCAAGGCUUUCCAUGACUACAGUGCAGCAGCAGCUCCCAGUCCAGUUAUGGGUAACAUGCCACCAAAUGAUGGAAUUCCAGGUGGACCCAUGCCUCCAGGGUUCUUUCAGGGGCCUCCUGGUUCUCAGCCAUCACCUCAUGCACAACCUCCUCCACACAACCCCAACAACCCCAUGAUGGGUCCACACAGUCAGCCGUUCAUGUCCCCUCGGUAUCCUGGUGGCCCUCGACCUUCCCUCAGAAUGCCAAAUCAGCCCCCUGUUGGGGUUCCAGGUUCACAGCCUUUGCUGCCAAACUCCAUUGACCCAACACGGCCACAAGGGCAUCCAAACAUGGCAGGACCCAUGCAGAGAAUGAACCCACCACGAAGCAUGUCAGCUAUGGGGCCUCAGAACUAUGGAAGUGGAAUGAGACCUCCUCCCAAUUCAUUAGGUGGUCCUGGAAUGCCAGGAAUGAAUAUGGGUCCUGGAGGCAGAGGUCCUUGGCCAAACCCCAAUGCAAAUUCAAUAGCAUAUUCAUCGUCGUCACCAGGAAACUACGUGGGACCUCCAGGUGGUGGGGGGCCUCCAGGAACACCCAUAAUGCCCAGCCCAGGAGAUUCAACAAACUCAAGUGAGAACAUGUACACAAUGAUGAACCCAAUAGGACCUGGUGGAAGCAGACCAAACUUUCCAAUGGGCCCAGGUCCUGAUGGCCCAAUGGGAGCAUUGGGUGCAAUGGAACCUCAUCAUAUGAAUGGGUCACUAGGCUCUGGAGACAUGGAUGUGUUGCCAAAGAACUCUCCAAAUAACAUGGCAGGGAUGAACAACCCUCCGGGAACACCUCGAGAUGACGGAGAGAUGGCCGGGAACUUCCUAAACCCCUUCCAAAGUGAAAGCUACUCACCCAGCAUGACAAUGAGCGUGUGA
This is a messenger RNA of Nanorana parkeri, 1164 nucleotides long. It is a transcript of the gene SSBP4, whose product is annotated as single stranded DNA binding protein 4. Gene Ontology annotation, biological process: positive regulation of transcription by RNA polymerase II. The transcript has 18 exons. Gene Ontology annotation, cellular component: nucleus. Bases 1 to 1164 code for a protein of 387 amino acids. Gene Ontology annotation, molecular function: protein binding; single-stranded DNA binding. The record is from RefSeq and is a predicted model, not a curated record. Lineage: Eukaryota; Metazoa; Chordata; Amphibia; Anura; Dicroglossidae.